AUACGAAGAGCAUGAAUCGGGCCAUUUUGUGACCAAUGGCGUGCAAGGAUCUGGAUAUUUCCUUCUGCAGGACGAGAUAUUUGCCUAGUGCAGUUUGUGCUCUUUAGCAGUUGGCGACGAUUAAUUGACAAGUAGAUUUGGGUGGUAAGGUUUAGAGUUGCGAGUCUGCUAAUGGACUCCGCAAGAUGUUGGUUCGGGAAGUUUAAGUCCAAAGAUAGAGCAAGGUCGUCAAAAAAGAAAGAUGUCGCAGGAAAUGGGAAAGAUGGGUCAAAGCCUCCAACGGGUGAAGAAGCACCUUCAAAUGUCACCAAGCAGAAAGUUGCAGCAGCAAAGCAGUACAUAGAAAAUCAUUACAAGAAGCAAAUGAAGAAUCUUGAAGAAAGGAAAGAACGUCGUCAUAUACUGGAGAUGAAGCUGGCCGAUGCCGAUGUUACCGAGGAAGAGCAAAACAAUUUGCUCAAGCACCUGGAGAAGAAGGAAACAGAAUACAUGCGCCUUCAGAGGCAUAAAAUGGGUGCUGAUGAUUUUGAGCCAUUGACAAUGAUAGGGAAAGGUGCAUUUGGUGAGGUCAGAAUAUGUAGGGAGAAGGCAACAGGUCAUGUAUAUGCUAUGAAGAAGCUUAAAAAAUCUGAGAUGCUUCGUAGAGGACAGGUCGAACAUGUGAAAGCAGAGAGGAAUCUACUUGCAGAGGUUGAUAGCAAUUGCAUUGUCAAGCUAUAUUGCUCCUUCCAGGAUGAAGAAUAUCUCUAUCUCAUUAUGGAGUAUCUACCUGGUGGAGAUAUGAUGACUUUGCUAAUGAGGAAGGACAUAUUGACUGAAGAUGAGGCCAGGUUCUAUGUUGCAGAGACUGUUCUGGCAAUUGAAUCCAUCCAUAAACAUAAUUAUAUUCAUAGAGAUAUCAAGCCUGACAACUUGCUGCUUGACAGAAAUGGUCAUAUGAAAUUAUCAGAUUUUGGUUUAUGUAAACCACUAGAUUGCAGUAACCUGCAAGAAAAGGACUUCUCUGUGGGAAACAAUCUUAGUGGGGCUCUUUCAAGUGAUGGCCGACCUUUGGCUUCAAAGCGAACUCAACAGGAGCAACUGCAGCAUUGGCAGAGGAACAGAAGGACGCUGGCUUAUUCUACUGUUGGCACCCCGGAUUAUAUUGCCCCAGAAGUUCUUUUGAAGAAAGGUUACGGGAUGGAAUGUGAUUGGUGGUCUCUUGGUGCCAUCAUGUAUGAAAUGCUUGUGGGAUACCCUCCUUUUUACUCCGAUGAUCCUAUGUCAACAUGUAGAAAGAUUGUGAAUUGGAGGACUCAUUUGAAAUUUCCUGAAGAAGCAAAGCUGUCUCCAGAAGCUAAAGAUCUCAUAAGCAAACUUCUAUGUAACGUCGACCAGAGGCUGGGAACAAAAGGGGCUGAUGAAAUUAAAGCCCAUCCAUGGUUUAAAGGGAUCGAAUGGGACCGGUUGUAUCAGAUCAAAGCUGCUUUUAUUCCUGAGGUCAACGAUGAGUUGGAUACUCAGAACUUCGAAAAAUUUGAAGAGGCCGACAAUCAAAUUCAAACUUCAACAAGAUCAGGUCCAUGGAGAAAGAUGCUCUCAUCCAAGGACAUCAACUUUGUCGGUUACACAUAUAAGAACUUUGAGAUUGUCAAUGAUAAUCAGUUGCCUGGAAUAGCCGAACUGAAGAAGAAGAACACGAAACCCAAAAGGCCAUCCAUCAAGUCUCUCUUUGAUGAUGAGUCGGGCACAGCGGCUAGUCGACCUGUUCACGGCAGCUUUAUGAACCUCCUGCCCCCUCAACUCGAAGUUCCCGAGAAGCAUAGCGAAUCCAAUUGACCUGCCCUGACGCCUCGCGGUUUUCCACCGAAUACUGACAUGUUUAGUUUUGCCGCUUCUGGCGCUCCGGUGUUGCAGAUCGACUCCUUCUGGGGAGUUAAAGGGGGGUGGGCGAGGGUCCCCGAGACAACCGAGUUUGAGAUGUCGACGUCGUAAGUCGCCCUCUGACUGUUAGCUUUGGAUCUGGAAAAAAAAAAACUCUUGUAAGAUAGAUAAUAGGGGGGUUUGGCGAAAAAUUAUUCGUGGUGAUUCAAUUUGAGGGAGUGAUGUGCAAUUCUUUCGUCGCAGUGGUCAUGUAAUUAAAAAACAAAACGCAAUAGACGGGUGAAAAAGCUUUUAAGGUGUGAA
This is a messenger RNA of Syzygium oleosum, 2166 nucleotides long. RefSeq lists its product as uncharacterized. Gene Ontology annotation, biological process: peptidyl-serine phosphorylation; intracellular signal transduction. NCBI's taxonomy places the organism in Eukaryota, Viridiplantae, Streptophyta, Magnoliopsida, Myrtales, Myrtaceae. The record is from RefSeq and is a predicted model, not a curated record. Gene Ontology annotation, molecular function: ATP binding; protein serine/threonine kinase activity. The transcript has 13 exons. The coding region runs from base 172 to 1818 and encodes 548 amino acids.